GCCAUAUCAUAACAAACAACCCCAAAUUUCUCUCAAUUUCAAAGCCAUCAAAUCCCAUAAUUUCACUCUUCCAAUGGCUCUUUCUUCAUUACCAAAUUUCAUCCAUUUCCCCAACUCAUUCUCAAUCUCAAACUCCAACAACCUCAACGUUGCCUCUAUUCACAGUACAACAAAUAGUUACCUCCCUCCGCCGCUGUCGGCCAAGCGUCGACCCUCUCUGUGCGUAAAAUGCCAUGGCAGUCCCGAGUUGGAAAAUAAAGACGACGACGAUGACGACCCUCUUGAAACAAUCAAUAAACUUUACAAAGGCAUAAAGAAGAAAGACAUUGCAGACUUGUCUAAUGUAAUAGCUAAUCGACGUCCGGAUAUCUUCAAUUCCAUUCCUUUUCUUCAAACCAAUUUGAAAAUGUGGAGUUUGAUGUCUAAUAUUAUAAAGGGAUUACAAGAUAGCUUAGUAUUUUCAGUGCAGCCAACAACAAAAGAUGGAUCGAUGGUGGGCAUUAAAUGGAAAGUAGGGUGGCAUAAACCACUGAUGGAGUCGAAAGAGGGAGUCAGUAUCCAUUCUCACCAUAGCUAUGUUGGAAAGUUGCUUAUUGGAAACUUCGAGAUGUUAUUGGAUCCUCUUCUUCAGCUUGGACCGAUGAAAACGAUGAAAUGGAUUGAGGCUUCAAAGUCAAAAGAGAGGAGAAUUGCAUCUCUGUGUUUGGGUUUUUUCCUCCUCCUCGUGUCGCUCUUUUGUCUCCAGUUUUCUGUUCGUUAAUUUCCGGAGAAUAAUAAAAAACCCUAAACUCUAAUUCACUACU
This is a messenger RNA of Benincasa hispida (wax gourd), 803 nucleotides long. RefSeq lists its product as uncharacterized. NCBI's taxonomy places the organism in Eukaryota, Viridiplantae, Streptophyta, Magnoliopsida, Cucurbitales, Cucurbitaceae. The record is from RefSeq and is a predicted model, not a curated record.